Molecule: messenger RNA, 2147 nt
Organism: Cornus florida
Lineage: Eukaryota; Viridiplantae; Streptophyta; Magnoliopsida; Cornales; Cornaceae
Product: leucine-rich repeat receptor-like serine/threonine/tyrosine-protein kinase SOBIR1
Exons: 1
Coding region: 9-1919 (636 amino acids)
Biological process (GO): protein phosphorylation
Molecular function (GO): protein binding; ATP binding; protein kinase activity
Source: RefSeq, a predicted model, not a curated record
UCACACUCAUGACUCCACUAACAGAACACCACCACCACCACCACGACCACUACCACCACCACCCUCCUCUUCACGGCGGCGUUCUGACUCCAAUGGCCUUCAACCACCGGAAAACCCAUUUCUCUCACCUCUUUCUCUUCACUCUCACCCUCCUCGCCCAUGCAAAUCUCAGCCUCCAUUCUUCAGACCGCGAAGCUCUCUUGAUCAUCCAAAAAGACUUCAGAGUCAACGGUCAACGCUUCUCCAUGGACACCCAAAGCCCCUGCAACUCCGCCGGAGUAUUCUGUGAGCGGCGAAUUUCAAACAAUUCGUACGUUCUCAGAAUCCACCGUCUCGUCUUCAAGUCUCAGCGGCUCGAUGGAUUCCUCUCUCCAGCGAUCGGACGGUUGUCUGAGCUCAAAGAGCUCUCCGUCUCCGACAACAGAAUCGUCGACCAAAUCCCGCCUCAAAUCGCGAAUUGCCGGAAAUUGGAAGUUCUGAACCUCCAGAAAAACCAAUUUUCUGGUGAUAUACCGGCGGAGAUAUCCUCCAUAAUUCGACUUCGAGUUCUUGACCUCUCUUCCAAUAAAUUUUCCGGGAAUUUGAAUUUCCUGAAAUACUUUCCGAACCUCGAAAAACUCUCUCUCGCAGACAACAAUUUCGCCGGAAAGGUACCCAUUUCAGUGCGAUCCUUCAGAAACCUCCGGUUCUUCAACAUCUCCGGCAAUGAUUUUCUGGACGGUUCUUCGGUGAUGAGCCGAGUCGAAAUUUCAUCACAGAAUACAAUUCCAAAGCGGUAUAUAUUUGCUCAGACUAAUAACCAAAAUCAAACCUCUGCAAUGGCGCCAAAACAUCACAAAAACAAGAAGAAGCUAAAAGGGUCAAUAAUCGGGUUCCUCGCCGGAGCAUUCGUCGGAGCCGUUUCCGGGCUGAUCUUUUCGGUCCUGUUUAAGGUGCUUCUGGUGUUGGUCAAAGGCAGAGUAAAAGUGUCCGGUCCGGCAAUCUACAGUUCAUUGAUCAAGAAAGAGGACUUAGCAUUUCUCGAGAAAGACGACGGAUUAGCUUCGCUGGAAAUCAUCGGAAGAGGUGGCUGCGGAGAGGUUUACCGGGCGGUUUUACCCGGCAGCGACGGAAAAAUGGUUGCUAUAAAGAAGAUCAUCCAACCCCCAAAGGAUGCUGCAGAGCUCGCCGACGAAGACAGUAAGCUUCCGAACAAAAAAAUGCGUCAGAUUAGGUCGGAAAUCAUUACGGUGGGUCGGCACCGGAAUCUUCUUGCCCUUUUAGCCCACGUGUCAAGGCCCGAUUGUCACUACUUGGUCUUCGAGCUCAUGAAAAAUGGGAGUUUACAAGAUGUGUUGAACGAUGUGUCACAAGGGAAUAGAGAAUUGGACUGGUUGGCUAGGCACAGAAUUGCAAUAGGUAUCGCAGCCGGGCUCGAGUACCUGCACAUGAGCCACACCCCCAUGAUUAUUCACAGAGAUAUAAAGCCCGGUAAUAUUCUCUUGGACGUUGACAUGGAGGCUCGGAUCAGUGAUUUCGGGCUCGCCAAGGCGAUUCCCGAGGCCAUCACCCAUGGCACGACGUCCAGCGUGGCGGGAACGGUGGGUUACAUCGCCCCCGAGUACUACCAGACGCUCAAGUUUACUGACAAGUGCGACGUGUAUAGCUUAGGAGUGUUGUUGGGGGUUUUGGUGAUGGGAAAGGUGCCUUCCGAUGAGUUUUGGCAAACCACCACUGAGAAGAGUUUUGAGAAGUGGAUGAGAAAUGUGAUGGCUUCUGAGACCCCAAGUAGGGCAAUUGACCCUAAACUUGUGGGGAAUGGAUACGAGGAGCAAAUGCUUUUGGUGCUCAAGAUAGCUUGCUUUUGCACUCUUGGGGACCCUAAACAGAGGCCUAAUAGCAAGGACAUUAGGUGCAUGCUGACCCAAAUCAAGCAUUAGCUAGGUUAUGCAUGAGAAAGUGGAAUAAAAUGUAAAAUGUGUACUAGUGUGUAAAAUAAUGCUGCAUGUGAUUUAAGAAUCUUUGCUUUUUGUCUUUUCUAUUUUUGGAAAGUGUCAUUGUAAGCUUUGUCAACAUGAAUGGGAAUAUUUUAACAAAAAAAACAUGAAUUGGAAUAUGUCAUUCUGAUUCAAUGAUUGAAUGAAUGGCAUCUAUUGCAUUAUUAAGUC